AUGUCAAGUUCAAGUUUAUCUAACACUCUGUUUGCAGAUUUUCUGAAGCCAUAUCACAAUGUAUUCAUUUUCCCACAAGAUAAUACCUAUGAUAGCAAUUUUGGAUGUCAUUGCACUUUGCAUCCAAACCUGAGGACAUCCAAUGAUCGAACUAAGUCUUUGGGCGAACUGAUCCCCGGCAUAAGAAAUGAGAUAUAUCCGGUUGCUUCAGCUUUCGGGGAACCAAUAUUUUUCUCACUGGAACGAGCUGCUGCACCAUACUUUGGGAUAAAGUUGUGCUAUUCAGCUUAUGGAGUUCAAAUGAAUGGCUAUCUUGAGAAAGAUGAGCAGAAAUUUCUAUCGAUAGGGAAGAGAAGUGAACAAAAAUCCACCUAUCCUGGAAUGCUGGAUAAUUUAGUUGCUGGGGGAUUGCCACAUGGUAUUUCUUGUGGAGAAAAUCUUAUUAAGGAAUGUAAAGAGGAGGCAGGGAUACCAAGAUCUAUAUCCCAUAAAGCUAUGCCAGUUGGAGCUGUGUCCUACAUUGACAUAGAAGGAUAUAGGAUGAAGAGAGACGUCCUCUUUUGUUAUGAUCUUAAGCUUCCUGACGGCUUCAUUCCUCAUAAUGAGGGUAAACCUACUAAAUUUUCAAGUUGCAUGCAAGCACUAAAUUGA
Lycium barbarum (goji berry) is the source of this 651-nucleotide messenger RNA. RefSeq names its product nudix hydrolase 20, chloroplastic-like. The transcript has 6 exons. The record is from RefSeq and is a predicted model, not a curated record. Gene Ontology annotation, molecular function: 8-oxo-dGDP phosphatase activity. The coding region runs from base 1 to 651 and encodes 216 amino acids. Lineage: Eukaryota; Viridiplantae; Streptophyta; Magnoliopsida; Solanales; Solanaceae.